Messenger RNA from Ruditapes philippinarum (Manila clam), 3547 nucleotides. RefSeq lists its product as uncharacterized. The transcript is spliced from 5 exons. The coding region runs from base 886 to 2811 and encodes 641 amino acids. Lineage: Eukaryota; Metazoa; Mollusca; Bivalvia; Venerida; Veneridae. The record is from RefSeq and is a predicted model, not a curated record.
UAUUAUACAUUAUGACAUUAAAACAACUGUUUUUCCUGUCAAAAAACAUGGUUUUGUGAGUGUUUUUUUAUCCUACCAAAAAUGCAUUUUGCAUUGUGAUAGAGUAAAGAUAAAAUUGCAAAACACGCACUUGAAAAGGAGUAGGAUGGUGCGGUUUUUGAUGACUCGGUGCCUUUUAACGUACUCAUUAAUAACAUGGUGUCAAAGAAAUGCUACAUAAUAACGUUGUUUGCAGAAUUUAACGUCAUUUCUGUCGUGUAGUUUCUAUGUGAAAUUUCGCGAGACUUACUUGUUAUUUAGACUUUAAUUUGAAUUAAUAUUAAAGCGCUUUUAACAACCGUUAAUUUUCUAACUUGAGAUUGUGUUUUCUUCAACAAUUUCAUCUUGAUAAUAUUGUUAGAACAGUUACAAUUGUUUGAUUAUACUCUGAAGUUACAACAGAGACAAAAACAUAUUUUAAAAUCAAAUUUUAUAUGAAGUGUGUGGCUUGUCUGACGUGAUUCGCCAUAAACGUCGUUAAUACAACGUCGACGUAACGAUCUUAAGUAUGCAGUGAACGCUGUUUGAUGAUAGAAACAAUCAUAACAUUGAUGCCGACAGUGACACGGCUCUCGCACUAUAUCACUAACUGCCAGUUAUUAUUGACAAUACUGCUUGUUUUUAUCUAAGAUGUGUUUAUGUUUUUGAUCGUCAGAUACCGAAUUUUAAUUAUUGACGUACACUUUUUCACGCAUUUAUAAAGCUAACGUUAACGCGAAGGGUACGCUAUUGAUCUUUUGGGGAUAAAAAAAAUUGAACUUUCAUGAAACGGUUCAUUUUUUUUCUGUGCAAAUAUUAAUCUACUUAAUUUGAUCUAAUCUAAUUAUAGAUUUAUUAAAAUAUCGAAUGAGACAAUUAACUAAAAUAAUGCGUCGUUUACUUUGGAUAUGUAUCUUUAUAAGUGCUGUAACAGACAUCGUGGAAGGACAGGGACGGUUAUUGUCACCUCCUGGUCGCAGCUCCCUUUGGAGGUUCGGGUUUGGAACACCAGUAAAUUAUAAUGACAAUGCGCUGUCAUGUGGUGGCAUACAGCAUAGAGCAGAAGUGAACAAAGGAAAAUGUGGUGUUUGCGGUGACCCCUGGGAGAGUAAACCACGUGACAACGAAGCAGGGGGUCAAUACGCAAUGGAGAUAAUCUCAGGGGUUUACAAAUCGGGAGCAUUGCUUGAAGCCAUUGCUGAUGUUGCAAAUGCUAAUGGCGGCUAUUUUGAAUUCCGACUUUGUGCCAAUAAUAACUUUUCAUCCCCCGUGAAGGAAGAGUGUCUUGAUAAAGGACUUUUGACAUUAGAAGAUGGUAUAACAACAAGAUAUGAAAAUAUACACACAGGAUUGAACAGGGUGAUUUUGAUGUUACCGGAAGGCUUAACAUGUGAACAGUGUGUGCUUCAGUGGAAGUAUCGAGCAGCUGAUCAAUAUGGAUGUGACAACACACACCCAGGAGUUGAAAAGAAAUGUGGCUUCGGAAUAGGUGACCUUCAAACAGAAUAUUUUGCGUGUGCUGACAUUGCCAUAUAUAAUCAUACAGGUGAAAACAUCAACUUUCCAGCACCUGACCAAUAUAGUUAUGAUGUUCAGGACCUAUCAGCACUGUCUCAGCAAAACUCAUCACCUGCCCAUACAAUAUCGAAACGUUCAGUUCACAUUCCUUAUGAAAGAAGUGCUGGAAUUCGAUACGUUCCUGCUUUCCCAAGUGGAAUGCAGCUCCAGUUUGAACAAAACUCUUUACAUAAACAACCUCCACAAUCUCAAGUUCAGUGGAGUUGGUCUUUAAAAGGUCCUGGGGCAGCGGUUGGGUCCGGACGAGCACGUAGACGCACACAUAACCAACAAUUACCAACAAAUAUAAAUGUUGCUAACCGGCAUUUAAAUGGAAUAAUUCCAACAGCACAGAACGGUGCCGGGCGAGUAAGAUCCAGUUUUAACCAACGACAAAACGGCCCUAGCCUUUUUAACGGGGCAUCAUUGAAUAAUAUAGAGAUACCUGAGCCAGCUGCUAUUGAGACAAGUCAAACACAUGUUCGAGCUAUUUUAAGGACACCGAUGUCCAUGCAAGGGAUCCCAGUUUCUUCAGUUCCUAAACCAUCAUUCUCUGUUAAAACAAUUACAAACACACAACAAACUUCUAGAGUUUUGUCUCUUCCAAAACCACAAUACAAUAGGAAAAGCCCGUUUCCAACACAAAGAAACUUUUUAGAUCCAUUUACCCAAAAGAAGGUUUCAACACAGACCCAAAUGGUAUUGUCAAGGUCAAACUACAAACCAACAAAACAGUGCCAACAUUGCCCCUUUGAUCAGUGUUUGGAUGACAAACUCAGGAUCGAUAAUUUAUUUCCCGGACUUUUUGAUAGUCCGACGCAGUUCUUCGAAUGUAAACGUUUUGAGCGUGUUUUCACUCUCGGUAACUAUGACGUAGUACAGGAGGGGUUACCAAGCUGUCAACAUCCGAGGUUUAAACGUCAACUUAAGACAUUUGAGGAUGACGAAAUAGGCUGCUGUGGAACACGACCUCAAGUAAUAUUACCAUUGACUGUUGAAGCUGAAAAUGACACAUUUAGUGUUGUACAAUUGGGAGAUGUGAAGAAACAAUUUAUUGUUCAAGGAAUAUGCGGGAAAAGCAAUACGACAUCGUGUACAGUGUGUGCGGCGGAGAACAAUUUCCAGUGGGUUUUAGUGUAUGAUCCUCGAGUCAACACCAAUCCUCCAGUGUCGUUUGUGCCAGUCAAAUUCCCUCACUACUGUAGAUGUUACAACUACAUGACACUUAAAGGAUAGCAUUUUUGUAGCUCGUCAACCGAGCUCAGAUUUUAUCCAAAUAAUGUACCAUUCUCUUUCAAAUUUGUACAAGUUUGGCGAAUAUCAAUGAAACCGAUCAAGAGCCUUUAAACAAUCUCAGUAGUCUAUAUUGUUAAGUAUAUUAAACUAUUGUAAGAUACCGGUAUAUUGAAAACAGUUUUUAAUAAAACAUUAAUUACUUUGUCAAGUAAAGGUUACUGUAACAUGUAAAAAAGUAACAUAUGACAGCUUGAUCCAAAAAGACUAUUUGUUAAUCCUUUAUUGAUAUUUUAUUUAUUCUCACGACUUAAAGAAAUUCUGGAAAAAACAAUGGUUUUUUUUCUUUCUUUUUUUUACAUGACGUGUCCUUUAGUAGUCAAUUAUUAUUGUUUUCGCUGUUUAAAUGAGUUAUUUAUUUUCUUUAAAAAAGGCUUUGUACAUUCAUGUAAUUUAUUUAUUAACUUUACUAUAUCACAACAAACCAAUAGACGCUAGUAAAGAUAAUUCUAAAUGAGAGGGUUUCGGUGUGUUCGAAAAAGAAAAUUUUAUCAUUUGAUAGUUAAAUAUUACGCUAAACUGCAAAAUUCUUUAAAGAGAGCAGUCGUUCAUGUUUAUAGUAAAUAGAGAAAGGUCUUUUUCCUUUGUACAUAUAUCAAUCGUAGAUGAAAUGUUAAAGUACAUGUACUUAUUAUAGUUUGUUAGGGGUGUAAACUUGAAUAAAUUAUAUUUAUCAUGA